Messenger RNA from Pelobates fuscus (common spadefoot toad), 3293 nucleotides. It is a transcript of the gene TNNI3K, whose product is annotated as TNNI3 interacting kinase. The record is from RefSeq and is a predicted model, not a curated record. Gene Ontology annotation, molecular function: protein kinase activity; ATP binding; protein binding. The coding region runs from base 63 to 2570 and encodes 835 amino acids. Lineage: Eukaryota; Metazoa; Chordata; Amphibia; Anura; Pelobatidae. Gene Ontology annotation, biological process: protein phosphorylation. The transcript has 25 exons. Gene Ontology annotation, cellular component: nucleus; cytoplasm.
UUUGUACUCAGAAUCAUAUUACAGAGUGAACUUGGCUGAAACAAAGAAGGCAUUCAUAACAAAUGGGAAAUUAUAAAUCUAGGCAAACACAGACCUGCACUGAUGAGUGGAAGAAAAAAGUUAGUGAGGCUUACACCGUUAUUACCGAAAGGUUGGAGGAUGAUCUCAAGAUUAAAGAUAUAGAACAAACAAAACUUAAAUUGGUUUUCAGCUCAGAUGAAUCUUUCGGCAAAGUCAAUUUAAACUAUCGAACAGAAAAUGGUCUCUCGCUCCUUCAUUUAUGCUGCAUCUGCGGCGGUACUAAAGCACAUAUUCGAACCCUCAUGCUUAAAGGAUUACGCCCUUCCAGGCUCACAAAACAUGGAUUUACUGCGCUCCACAUGGCUGCUUACAAAGAUAACGCGGAGCUACUGACUGCAUUGUUGCAUGGGGGCGCUGAUAUUCAGCAGGUGGGGUAUGGAGCCCUUACUGCCCUGCACAUAGCUACCAUUGCAGGACAUCAUGAGGCUGUGGAUAUUCUGUUACAGCAUGGCGCAUAUGUCAAUGUUCAAGAUGCUGUGUUUUUUACCCCGUUACACAUUGCAGUUUACAAUGGGCACGAACAGGCUACUCGUCUACUGCUGAAAUUUGGCGCAGAUGUGAACAUGAGUGGAGAGGUUGGGGACAGACCAUUGCACCUCGCCUCUGCCAAAGGAUUUCUCACUAUUACGAAACUGCUGCUGGAAGAGGGGAGUAAAGCAGAUGUAAAUGCCCAAGACAAUGAAGACCACGCACCUCUUCACUUCUGCUCACGAUUUGGUCAUCAUGAAAUUGUAAAGUUUCUUCUGCAAAAUAAUACAGACGUACAACCUCACGUUGUGAACAUUUACGGAGAUACCCCAUUGCACCUAGCUUGUUACAAUGGGAAAUAUGAGGUUGUAAAGGAUCUGAUUCAGUUAGCUGGCACAGAAAGUCUGCCAAAGGAGAACAUUUUCAGUGAAACAGCCUUUCACAGUGCAUGCACCUAUGGAAAGAACAUUGAGAUGAUAAAAUUUCUUCUUGAUCAAAACAUUGUAAACAUUAAUCACCAAGGAAGAGAUGGACAUACAGGAUUACAUUGUGCCUGCUAUCAUGGCCACAUCCGCCUCGUUCAGUUUUUGCUUGACAACGGAGCAGACAUGAAUCUGGUGGCUUGCGAUCCCAGUAGAUCUAGCGGUGAGAAAGAUGAGCAGACGUGUCUGAUGUGGGCUUACGAGAAAGGUCACGAUGGAAUUGUAACGCUACUGAAACAUUAUAAGCGGCCCCUGGAUGAAUCUCCCUGUAAUGAGUAUUCUCAACCCGGUGGAGAUGGUUCCUAUGUAUCCGUUCCGUCUCCUCUUGGGAAAAUUAAAAGCAUGACUAAAGAAAAAGCAGACGUGCUUCUCUUGAGAGCCAGUUUGCCCUCUCAUUUUCACCUCCAGAUGUCAGAAAUUGAAUUUCAUGAAAUAAUUGGCUCAGGUUCAUUUGGAAAAGUUUACAAGGGAAGAUGCAGGAAUAAAGUUGUUGCGGUGAAAAGAUACCGAGCAAACACGUACUGCUCCAAGUCUGAUGUGGACAUGUUUUGUCGAGAGGUCUCCAUUCUCUGUCGCCUCAACCACCCAUGUGUGAUUCAGUUUGUCGGAGCUUGUUUAGAUGACCCAAGUCAGUUUGCUAUAGUAACGCAAUAUAUUUCGGGCGGAUCUCUCUUCUCCCUGCUGCACGAACAGAAAAGGAAUAUUGACCUUCAAUCAAAAUUAAUUAUUGCUAUAGAUGUUGCCAAAGGAAUGGAAUAUCUUCACAACCUGACAUACCCCAUCAUACACCGUGACCUAAACAGUCACAAUAUCCUGCUGUACGAAGAUGGCCAUGCUGUUGUGGCAGAUUUUGGAGAAUCAAGAUUUCUUCAGUCACUGGAUGAGGACAACAUGACCAAACAGCCUGGGAAUCUUCGUUGGAUGGCUCCCGAGGUUUUCAGCCAAUGCACGAGAUAUACAAUUAAGGCUGAUGUCUUCAGCUAUGCAUUGUGUCUCUGGGAACUUUUAACAGGAGAGAUUCCGUUUGCUCAUCUAAAGCCAGCCGCUGCAGCCGCUGACAUGGCAUAUCAUCACAUCCGACCACCAAUUGGAUAUUCUAUACCGAAGCCCAUAUCUUCCUUAUUAAUGAGAGGAUGGAAUGUGUGUCCUGAAGGUAGGCCUGAAUUCUCAGAAGUUGUGUCUCACCUUGAAGAAUGCCUGUGCGAUAUUGAGCUGAUGUCUCCUGCCUCCAGUAACAGCAGUGGUUCCCUAUCUCCUUCGGCCUCCUCGGACUGUCUGUUUGCUCGCGGGAGUCCUGGCCGGAGUCAUGUUGCAGCACUGCGCACUCGCUUUGAGUUGGAGUAUGCUUUAAAUUCAAGAUCUUACUCAGUUUGUUCUCACAGCACUGAUCAAAAAUCAGCACAUGGACUUUCUAUGGAAGAAAUGAGAAAAAACUUUCAGUACCCACCAAUCGACAAAAAUGGUUACGUCUCGGAUCCCAUGAGCACAAUGCGGUUUCAUUCCUGCUGUCAGAAUAGCAGCUUUGAAGAUGGUAACUGACACAUUGAUCUAUUGUUUGAACAAUCCUAUCACUCUGUAAGGGCGUUAGAGCGUGUGCUGGGACUUACGAAUUUUCAUAAAGCCUGGUUCUAGUUUGAUUUUCUUCUGAUAGCGUUUACUUAAAUUUUUAUCACAAAGAAUAUUCAUCUUUUUUUUUUUAGUUUUUUUUCUAAAUUCGAUAUUAAAUGGGAAAAAAAUUGAUGGGUACGAGAUUCAUUUGAUUCUGUCCAUCUCAGUCUCUCUGAAUGUCAGACUGUCUGCCCAUCUCUCGUUGUUGCGGAUAGACUGUGUUCAAGUAAGCAGGAUCUGUGUUAGAAGCAAUGCUAUGUUUAUUUAUGUUAGGGUUCUAAUUACCAAUAUUUUGACGUUUGCAGCUGAAAAUACACACCAUAUCUUGUGGCAUAUUUUGUUUUGACUUAACGAUGUGCAAGUGAAGAAUUCUGCAUAUUACAUUGUAACACUAGCAGGUUAAUUAUAUGUGUGAUCCACACUAAUGCUAUAGCACAUUGACAGCUAACUUUAGCUCUGCAGGUGUUUGUUAAUUGCUUUAUCCUCAAGCUCGGAUGAGCAUCAUGGGAAUUGAUGUCCACACACAUCUGCAGUGCUAAGAUUAGCUAUCGUUGUUAGGCUCCUCUAACUGGAUAUGUUUGUCCCUAAUGAAGUGUUAAUUCAGUGCACCUGCUUGUUUGUGAAUAAAUCAUUGUAACAUACAAAUACUUUGCA